AUGACCCAAACCAACCAUUGGGUCCAUACGUGGGCUGCGAUGCCCAUGCGCGCUGAAGCAGAUAAUCUGCCUCCGAAGACGUUCAUCCGGGACACGAUAAUAUUCCCUAAUACAACAAUUCGGCAAACUGUGAAAAUAACACUCGGCACCGACAAUUACUUUCGUCUGCGAUUAUCCAACGCGUUUGGCACCGAUGAUCUGACUAUCAACCAAGUGACGGUGGCCCUGGCACACAAUAUCUCGGCAGGCAGUAGCAGAAUCGAAGCACACACGCUGCGAAACGUUACAUUUGAUGAUGGGUUGGUGGCAACAACAAUUGUCGGUGGGGCGCAGGCUCUCUCCGAUCCCAUCGGGUUCGGGGUCCCUUUGCCGCCAAACACGGUGCUCAGCAUCAGUCUCUUUUUGAAAAAUGGACAAGAUAGCAAAACUGGAAUUACCUCGCAUCCAGGCAGCCGGACAACAUCAUUCUGCAGUCUGGGAAAUCGUGUGUCGGAAACUGAUUUGACUGAUCCUUCUGUCCAGCCCGUGGAACAUUGGUUCUACAUCUCUGGGAUUGAAGUUCUGGUACCGCGUGAUUCGUGCGCAUUCGCCGUUAUUGGCGAUAGCAUAACGGAUGGAAGAUGCAGUACAACCGAUGGCAAUGACCGUUGGCCCGAUCUUUUAUUUUCCCGCCUCCAGUCAAACCCGGUCACUGCAUCUAUCUCCGUACUGAAUCAGGCAGCGGGUGGUAACCGAAUCCUCGCAGAUGGCAUAGGUCCCAACGUGCUCAGCCGGCUCGACCGCGAUGUCCUUUCUCAUUCGGGUGUGAAAUACGUACUCAUUUUCGAAGGGGUAAAUGAUAUUGGGACCGCCGAAGCCAAUGAAGAAAGCCAAUUGGUUAUUGGUGAUCGAAUCAUUGCCGGAUACAGACAGAUUGUGACAAGGGUACAUGCACGUGGAAUUCCUAUCUUCGCAGCGACGAUCACGCCCUUUGGAAGGAGAAAAGGAGAGGUCGUGGUUGAUGCGGAGGCCGAGGGUCUUACAGGGUAUUCUCAUCCGAUGAGGGAGCAGACGAGACAAAGGGUCAAUGAUUGGAUUCGAAAGAGCGGUGUUUUUGACGCCAUUGUGGAUUUCGAUCGAGUUCUGAGAGAUGAAGAUGACUCUGGGGUGCUGAGAAAGGAGUUUGACUCGGGCGAUCGCUUGCACCCUAACAAACAAGCCUUUCAAGCAUUAGCGUGCGCUUUUCCAGUGGAAGCUUUUGAGAACCCCUGA
Messenger RNA from Penicillium daleae, 1251 nucleotides. RefSeq names its product SGNH/GDSL hydrolase family protein. Lineage: Eukaryota; Fungi; Ascomycota; Eurotiomycetes; Eurotiales; Aspergillaceae. The transcript has 4 exons. The record is from RefSeq and is a predicted model, not a curated record. Gene Ontology annotation, molecular function: hydrolase activity, acting on ester bonds. Bases 1 to 1251 code for a protein of 416 amino acids.